Messenger RNA from Penicillium lagena, 207 nucleotides. RefSeq lists its product as uncharacterized. The transcript has 2 exons. The record is from RefSeq and is a predicted model, not a curated record. NCBI's taxonomy places the organism in Eukaryota, Fungi, Ascomycota, Eurotiomycetes, Eurotiales, Aspergillaceae. Bases 1 to 207 code for a protein of 68 amino acids.
AUGGGUCGGGAGAAGGAAUCAAGCGCCCAAUUGCGCACCCGCAUACGCGAAUUGAAGCUCCAGGUUGGACCUAUACCCAUACGAAAAGACAACGUUUUAAAGCCUCGACCAGGCGCGCGCAAAAAGCUCGCAGAAGAGGAUCUAUUAAAGAUUAUUGCGCGUACUGAUGAUAAUGCGCAUGUCAAUUCCAGGAUCUACUUGAAGUAA